AUGGGGCCUCCUGAUGCGACGUUUACUGGGGGAAAUGCAAACGCAAGAACGCUUAAUCAGGGCUACUCGCCGUCCCCAGUGAACAGAACGCGGAGUUCAGCGCUUGGAAUUGAUGGCUUUAAUGACAGCCAGUCCGCUGAUUUCGAGCUGCAGCCGAUGCUGAAGAUCGUGUUGUCGCAGCUUGAGCAACACCGGAUCCUGCCCGUGGUUCGCAAGGAGCCCUCCCAUCUCUGCUCGCCUCCCGGGGGUUCCCCAAAUGGCAACAUCUGUGCCUCAAACCAAGACGCUGGUUCGCGAAACUGGAGCCUGACUGAGCACGACGUGACCUGUGUCGUGGAUGACGUCACGGCGGCCUUGUCCUGGCUACACGACAACGGCAUCUCGGGCAUCCAUCUGAACGAGGACAGCAUUCUUUUGGACAAGGAUUCAAAUGGUCAGCAGAGGGCUUAUCUGCAGCUUCCGCAGAGCAUCCUGGGAGUAGAUGCGCCCACCAGCAAACUGCGAGAAAGUUCGGCCGACAUCGGUGUCGAACUCGACAACAAGGCCAUAGAGAAUCUGAUCGGCCGACUCAGAAACAAUGCCAGCCUGGAACCAGAUGAGCAGAAGACGCAAAUCGACAGCGGCCAACUGAUGACCAUAUCACACUUGUAGACACCGUUUAAAUAUAUUUGUUACCUUGAUCACUUCGGCACCAUGUAAGACAAUUAUGACAUUAAAAUAAAAAUUGGUCCAAGGAUGAUAAAAACAAUUAUUAAUGAGCUGAAAUUUCUUUGAAAUACACGUGUGUUACUUAUUUAAUCAAAAUACUGGAAAGGUGGAGGUUCUUGUAGAUUCCACUGUACAGAAAAAAAUAACUGUUAACUAGUCUAAUUAUCUUUGGUUUGUCCCAAACGAUUCACCGUUUUCAAAAUACAUGUAAACGCGCAAAGCUGCCAUCUUUCUCAAUUUGU
Messenger RNA from Patiria miniata (bat star), 950 nucleotides. RefSeq lists its product as uncharacterized. The transcript has 4 exons. Lineage: Eukaryota; Metazoa; Echinodermata; Asteroidea; Valvatida; Asterinidae. The record is from RefSeq and is a predicted model, not a curated record. Bases 1 to 651 code for a protein of 216 amino acids.